Messenger RNA from Penicillium samsonianum, 1035 nucleotides. RefSeq lists its product as uncharacterized. Gene Ontology annotation, cellular component: Golgi apparatus. NCBI's taxonomy places the organism in Eukaryota, Fungi, Ascomycota, Eurotiomycetes, Eurotiales, Aspergillaceae. The transcript is spliced from 3 exons. Gene Ontology annotation, molecular function: antiporter activity. The record is from RefSeq and is a predicted model, not a curated record. The annotation marks the transcript as partial.
AUGUUUACCUUUCGUGAACUCAGAUCAAAACUCAAGGUGGCAGAAGGAUGGUCUCGCGAUUACUUCAGAUCGGACACGGAGGAAUUGAGCCUUCUUGAAAAAGAUGAUGAUUCGGAAUCUCAAUCUCUCGAGUAUACAUCAGACGACGAAGACAGAGCCCCUGGAAAGCUCCGCCUGGUGCUGUGCAUCACGACCAAUAUCGUUUCGACGGUUUCAAUAGUUUUCACAAAUAAGUACAUUUUCUCCAACGAAACACUACGCAAUUGUCAAAUGGCCUUUGCGUCUUAUCACUUUUUCAUUACCGGUCUCACUUUGUGGGUAAUAUCGCGGCCGUUCUGCGGUGCUUUUGUGGCCAAAUCAGUCUCUGUUCGUCGGAAUGUUCAUCUGAUCGUCCUUACGUGCGCUCAAGUCGUCCUUCAAAACAUCUCCCUAGCAAAUUCGUCUAUUAUAUUCCACCAGCUCGUGCGAUUAUUACUAACGCCUGCAACCGCUUUACUGAGCUUCCUACUCUAUCGCUCUGUCAUUCCUAAGGCAUCCAUUCUUCCAAUGAUUAUUUUGUGUGGAGGCGUGGGAAUUGUAUUCUGGUCCGAUUCAUAUUCCGCGCCUAAUACAGCCGUUGAAACAUCUUCCAAGGGUGUUAUAUGUGCAUUUACUGGUGUCAUCGUUAGCGCCUUUUACACAUCACUGGUUGGAAGCUACCAAAAAAAGUUGCAAGUGAACAGCAUGCAGCUCUUACUCAACCAAGCACCAAUGAGCGCCAGCUUACUUUUGUGUAUGGUCCCCUUUCUUGAUACACCGCCCACAACCACGGGACUUUCACCAUCUUUAUAUGUCGCGAUUAUCGCAAGUGGUUUCUUUGCUUGUCUCGUCAAUGUGUCACAAUUUGCUGUAAUUGACGCCGUGGGUCCCGUUAGCAGCACGGUCACUGGGCAUUUGAAGACAUGUACGAUUGUGGGCCUGGGUUGGUUCCUAAGUAACCACUCUAUCUCGAAGCAAAGUAUUGCCGGGAUUCUCAUGGCUUUGCUUGGAAUGGGC